GCGGGUCUCUGAGAAUACACACACGGCUUGUCCUUGAGACAUGACUGCCCGAGGGUCUCCCAGGUUUAUUCCCGGGACAGCCAAAGACUUUAACGCGUCCGGGUGACCAGAUGCUGGGUGUUUUUGUUAAGGCCGCGCUGCGGCCUGGCAUGGUGAAGCCAUGUCGCCUGGUCAGACCCGUAACACAGAUCCCCGAGAGGUCCCUGGUGCACCAGGAGGGAUUACCAAAGCUGCCGGUGCCACCCUUGAAGCAGACAUGUGAGCGGUACCUGGCUGCUCUGGAGCCCAUUGUCAGCGAGGAGGAGCUGGAAUACACCCGGAAGCUGGUGAAGGAGUUCCUCACAGGUGGUGUCGGGGAAAGGCUGCAGAAAGGCCUGGAGCGGCGGGCCCGCAAGACAGACAACUGGUUGUCAGAAUGGUGGAUGCAGAAAGCCUAUCUAGACUGCCGUAUGCCGGUGGCGGUCUACACCAGCCCUGGGGUUGUCCUGCCUCGCAUGCACUUCCACGAUCGUCAAGGACAGAUGAGGUUUGCCGCCAAGCUGAUUGCAGGAGUUUUGGAGUUUAAAAAAAUGAUUGACACUGAUACGCUGCCUGUAGAGUACCUGAGUGGGAAGCCGCUGUGCAUGGACCAGUACUACCAGAUCCUGUCGUCCUGUCGUGUCCCUGGUCCAAAGAGAGACACGGUUGUCAAUCACACCAAGGGGACAACACCCAUCACCCAUAUCACCGUGGUCCACAACUUCCAGUUCUUUGUCUUGGAUGUGUACCACAGCGAUGGCACCCCGCUGACCAUAGACCAGAUUUACAUGCAGUUGGAGAAGAUCUGGAACUCCUCCUUGCAGACUAACAAGGAGCCUAUUGGGAUCCUCACGUCCCAGCACCGCAACACCUGGGGAAAAGCCUAUAACAAUUUGAUAAAAGACAAAACAAAUAAGGAGUCAGUCCGCGCCAUCCAGAAAAGCAUCUUCACAGUUUGCCUGGACGCCCCGAUGCCGCGCACGUCAGACGAGCUGUACUGGAGCCGCGUGGCUGCACAGAUGCUGCAUGGAGGAGGAGCUCGCUGGAACAGCGGCAACCGCUGGUUCGACAAGACGUUGCAGUUCAUUGUUGGUGAAGACGGCACGAGUGGACUAGUGUAUGAACAUGCACCUGCUGAGGGUCCACCCAUCGUGUUUCUCAUCGAUUUCGUUGUUGGAUGCAUGUCGAGAACCGAAAUAGUCCGCACUCCUAUGGUUCCCCUGCCCAUGCCUAUGAAACUGCGUUUUAACAUCACACCUGAGGUCAAGAGAGACAUUGAGAGAGCCAAACAAAAUAUGAACAUAAUGGUUCAUGAGUUAGAUGUGAAGGUGCUUAUGUUUUCGGAAUUUGGAAGAAAAUUUCCACAAAAACACAAGCUCAGUCCAGAUGGCUUUGUGCAAAUGGCUCUUCAACUGGCCUACUUCAGGACUUAUAAUAUUUGCUGCUCUACCUACGAGAGCGCAUCGUUACGAAUGUUCAAAUACGGGCGAACAGAUUCAAUUCGUGCAACCACUACAGGCUCCUUUGAAUUUGUCCAGGCAAUGCAAGACCCAUCUAAACAGAACACAGAGAGGCUGGCGCUCCUGCGGGCGGCUGUUCAGACACACAAGGAGAACACGUACAACGCGAUUCAUGGCCAAGCGAUAGACAGACACCUCCUCGGACUGAAGAUGCUGAGCAUUGACGAGCUGACCUCCAUGCCCGAGAUAUUCAUGGAUACCUCUUUUGCUGUGGCUCAGCAUUACAAUCUGUCCACCAGCCAGGUUGGCUCCAAGACAGACUGUGUGAUGUCCUUCGGUCCGAUGGUGCCAGAUGGCUACGGAGUGUGUUACAACCCCAUGGAUGAGCACAUCAACAUCGCCAUCACGGCCUUCAACAGCUGCGAGGAGACGAACGCGGCCAAGUUCUCGCGGGCUGUGGAGGACGCUCUGUUGGACAUGAGAGCUCUCCUGGAAGACACAGCUACGGUUUAA
Pungitius pungitius (ninespine stickleback) is the source of this 1991-nucleotide messenger RNA. RefSeq names its product Carnitine O-acetyltransferase-like. The record is from RefSeq and is a predicted model, not a curated record. The transcript has 14 exons. NCBI's taxonomy places the organism in Eukaryota, Metazoa, Chordata, Actinopteri, Perciformes, Gasterosteidae. Gene Ontology annotation, biological process: carnitine metabolic process, CoA-linked. Gene Ontology annotation, cellular component: peroxisome. The coding region runs from base 111 to 1991 and encodes 626 amino acids. Gene Ontology annotation, molecular function: carnitine O-acetyltransferase activity.